Messenger RNA from Cladophialophora carrionii CBS 160.54, 759 nucleotides. RefSeq lists its product as uncharacterized. NCBI's taxonomy places the organism in Eukaryota, Fungi, Ascomycota, Eurotiomycetes, Chaetothyriales, Herpotrichiellaceae. The transcript is spliced from 2 exons. The record is from RefSeq and is a predicted model, not a curated record. The coding region runs from base 1 to 759 and encodes 252 amino acids.
AUGCAUUUCCAGAUCUUCACGGCGCUGCUCCUCACAGCCCUUACGCAAGCAAGGCCCCAAACACCCGCAGACACCAGUGCCCUCGCUGGACUGCCCGCCUGUGCAGUAAGAGAUGCAGCACCUCAUACAGCCCCAGCGACUGACUUUGACGCUGACCUGAAUACCCAACAGCAAGAUGCCGCGAACUCGGCACUCGGGUCGUCGGGCUGUGCUGCAAAAGCCAAGGACUGUAUCUGCAGCUCGCAGCCGUUCAUUGCCGCCAUCACGACGGCCGUGACCCAGACUUGCACGGCGCAGGAUGUCCAAGCUGCCCUGAUCUUUGCCCAAACGUACUGUGGAGCGGCACUCAGCGCGGGAGACUCGUCGGCGUCGUCAUCAUCCGGCCCAGCAGCGACGGGAGACGCAGCCGCCACUUCCGACUCUGCGGCGCCUACAUCGUCUCCUUCGGCCACGGAGGAUAAUACUGAUUACACCGGCGGCGCGUCCACGACGACAGUCCCCGGCACGGUGACGGCCACGACAAGCGUUCUGGGGGCGAGCGUCUCCGUCAGCACGGUGCCUGAGACCUCCGUCACGGGCAUGAUGCCGUCAGGCGUGGUGAUGACUACCACGCAAUGCACGACCACGACUACAGUCAUGACGACGCAGGCGAAGACAAUGUCGUAUAAUGCUACGUAUACCGGUGCGGCGGUCAAGAGUGUGGGGCAGGGCAUCAUGGCUGCGGUGGUUGGCGUUGCUGGGGCGGUGGCUAUGCUGUAA